CAUCAUACUGUGCUUUGACCUGGAAGUCAGAAGUAACGAAAUCACCUUAAAAAUUGCCUUAGUCCAAAGAAACCGGAACGUAAACACAGCAUGGCGUCUAAACAAGAUUUGGAAGCUUUCGAGGCCGGGACCAAAGAUCUCCAAGAUGAAGAGGAGCAGGCCAGACCCCGGGCUUAUCGCAUAGUGAUGAGUGUGCUCAUGCUGAUUCUGUUCAAUCUGACCCUCGUUGCGGUCAUUGUUGGCUUCUAUUUGUAUAUCCAAAGCUGCUCUGAAAAGGACAGCCGGAGCGUAAUGAAUGGGGUCUACUGUGUGUUGGCAAUCGCUCUCUUCGUGGGUCUGUAUCAGAUGGGCGACCUCUCCAAGGACAACCCCAAUUUCUAUUACAUUUAGGCCGGGGACGAGGCCGAUGCCGUGGCACGUUUCUUUACACAAUCAACUCUAUAAACCGUUUCCAUCUACCGCUAUGGGCACUCACCGUCACCCUCACCCCACACCUUGGUCCUCGACUAAUUUAAUUAUAGCUUUCUUUUGUGCGGCAGUGGCAGCGGCUUCGGCAUGAAUUGUAUUGCAUUAAGUGGCAGUGUCACGCAAGUCCUCGCACACGGCAUGCCAAAUUCAUAAUUGAUAAAUGCAAGGAAGAACCUACCCGAAUUAACAAACAUUCCUACACAUUUCUCAACUGACGUCAACUCAGGAUGCCGCACAAUUUUCUGUCAUUCUCAUUCCUAAAACACUAACAAAAUACAUAACCAUAUUGGAGCCCCAACUGUAAACUCGUACACUAGUUUUA
Molecule: messenger RNA, 790 nt
Organism: Drosophila subobscura
Lineage: Eukaryota; Metazoa; Arthropoda; Insecta; Diptera; Drosophilidae
Exons: 3
Coding region: 91-390 (99 amino acids)
Source: RefSeq, a predicted model, not a curated record